AUGGCUGCUCAGGGUUCCCUAUUACAGCGGGCGCGUCCAUGUCAGGUCCAGACCAGCCAGGCCACCGGCACCUCAUCUGUACCGACAUCUGCCCCGGCCACAAGUGCCUCGUCGGUGGCAUCUACUUCGCAUAAGGACUCUCCCACCAUGUCCCCGGAGCAUACGGUGUUGACCACCAGUAGUUCCACCCAGCAGUCCCCGGACCCAAACCGCGGUCGUGGUGCCGAAGAAUUCCCCCCUCCUCCGGCUUUCCACCUGGGUGAUCCUCUCCUAUCGCGUAAGCCCAGCAGCAACUCCAUGAAUCCCAGCGUAACCACUAGUCACGGCUCCAUGGCCGAAGCCAUGGGCAACGGUGGCGGAAGGGCCUUGAUGAGGCGGCUCUCCAAUAAAGCUACAUCCAAGUUCUCCCGGACACGACGACAGUCGUCAGCUGCCCCCAACAGUCGAAAUGGUAGCAUUGGCCCUGGUAUCCUUCGACGCAGAAGCGACAGCACCAACACAGCCCCCGCGGCAGAAGGCGCCAUGUAUACGGAUUCAGAUGAUGAGUAUCCGGACGAGAUGAACGAGCUAUACUCGCUCAUUGGUGCUGAGAGUAUGUCCCGGGGCGUCUCGUCUGGCAGCACCGCCGCCUCCAUUGCCGGCUCUACCUCUACGCCCGAGAUUCCGGCUGCACCAGUCGUACCUCUGGCUCUCAUCAAGGGGACUUAUCUGGCCAAGAUAUCCAAGAAGAAGAAGUUCAAGCGUAUGCUGUUCAAUCUCGAGUAUGACACAGGCAAGAUUGUCUGGGACAAGGGCCGCUCCUCGAAGUGUCUCUACAUCGAUGACAUCAAGGAAGUCCGGAUAGGAUCGGACAUACGACAGUAUCGAAUCGACUAUGAGGUUCCCGAGCCGAUGGAGGCCCGCUUCUUCACCAUUAAUUACUCCGUCCCCGACAAAUCCAGAACCAAGACGAUGCACCUCGUUGCUGAAGACGAAGAAACGUUCACACACUGGGUUACCGCGUUAGACUCGAUAUCGAAACACCGGGAAGUUCACAUGGCGUCGUUGAUGGCCUUCAAUGACAAUGCGGUUCGCAGCUUUUGGAAUGGCGAGAUGGCCAAACAGUUCGAGAACAGACCACACUCUAGCGACGAGGAAGCGAUCGAUUUCCCUGGUGUGCAGCGAGUGUGCCGAAAUCUGCAUAUUCAUAUGGCUCAUAAAGAUCUGUUGAUCAAGUUCGCUAUCGCCGACACGAGCAGGACUGGUCGGCUCAACUUCUCCGAGUUUCAGGCCUUCGUCCGUGAGAUGAAGCAACGGGAGGACGUCCGAGCAAUUUAUCGCGAGCACGCCUCAGAUGUGGAAAAGGGCAUCACAUGCGAGGACUUUAUGAAGUUUCUACGCGAAGUUCAGUUCGAGGACGUCGAUAACAACCGGAGCCUGUGGGAGGCUAGAUUCAUUCGCUACGCCUACCGAGUCAAGCCGAAGGAUGUAUCCCUGCAGCGUGUUGAUCGAGACUCGAUUCGGAUGACAGAAGAAGCCCUAGCGGCCUACCUUGCCUCGAAAGAUAACGACCCCCUUGUACGCGAGCCGUCCGAAUAUUCGCUUGACCGUCCGUUCAACGAAUAUUUCAUAUCGAGUUCGCACAACACAUAUCUCGUCGGCCGACAAAUUGCGGACGUCUCGUCCGUUGAGGGCUACAUCAUGACGCUGAUGCGAGGAUGUCGUAGCGUGGAGAUUGACUGCUGGGACGGAUCCGAUGGGCAACCUACCGUGAAACACGGAUAUGCCAUGACCAAUUCCAUCUCAUUCAGAGAAGUCAUCAACACGGUCAACAAGUAUGCAUUCAUCGCAAGUCACUUUCCACUUUGGGUGUCACUUGAGGUUCACUGCAACGCAGCGCAGCAAGAGAUCAUGGCCGAGAUGAUGAAGGAAAUAUUUGGCUCACGACUUGUCACCGAGCCCCUAGACUCCUCUGCUGACAAACUUCCAUCGCCGUCCGAACUCAAAGACCGCAUCUUGAUCAAGGUCAAGGGAACGCAUCGCACUCCCGAGCAGCAUAACGGAAGCGAAACAAGUGGUCGACGACGAGGGAACAGCUUGACGUCGCCAUUCUCUAAACCCGUAAUUCCAGACAUUGGAGGUAUUCCCGUCCAGAACCUGACUUCGAGCCCGCUUCUUGGACCUACCCAGUCUUCUCGGCGCACCAUAAGCAAGCGGGUGGAGACUAUCACUGAAGGCGAAGUACACGACAAUGCUAGUAGCAGUACAAGCGAUUGUGAUACCGAAGAGGAGAAACCGGGAAAGCGGAAGACCAGCAAAAUAGUCCAGUCUUUGGGCGACCUGGGCGUCUACUGCAGUGGCGUCAAAUUCCACGGCUUUGACACAGCUGACUGCAAGAAGAGUAACCAUAUCUUGUCCUUUAUGGAAGGAACAUUUAGGAAGCACUCGAAGGCAGGGGAAUCGAAGAAAGCAUUGACACGCCACAACAUGCGCUACAUGAUGCGUGUUUAUCCUCAGUACUCGCGGUUCUCUUCGGACAAUUUCAACCCGUUGAUGUACUGGAGACGCGGCGUUCAAAUGGCAGCUCUCAACUGGCAGACCUUCGAUUUCGGCAUGCAACUGAACCAGGCCAUGUUUGAUGGCGGCACUGACCAGUCUGGGUACGUUCUCAAACCUGAGUCAAUGCGCCAGAUCCGGGUCCUGGCCGGUGCCCAAAGCGAAGAAGCUAUCGGCAAACUGGUCCACCAGAAAUUGGCCUUCCGAAUCGACGUCAUCUCGGCGCAGCAACUGAUGCGACCAGCGAGCUUAGCUUCGACUCGAUCCCUGGACCCAUACGUCGAGGUUGAGGUAUUCCAUACCAACGACAAGAGGGACAAGCAUGACAGCAUGGCCGGCAUACCAAUUCUGUCUGACACGCCGCUAAAGGUCGUUACGCCUGUGGUCAAAGAGAACGGCUUCAACCCGGAAUUCAAUCACGCCGCCAAGUUCGACGUGACGACUAAACAUCCCGAACUCAUCUUCGUCAAGUUCAGUGUCAAGCUCUCCACCGACGGUGAAUCCUCUCAUAAUCGCAACACCACCAUCGCGACAUAUACCGCCAAGCUUAGCAGCCUCAAACAAGGCUACCGCACAUUACCGUUGCUGGACUGCAAUGGCGACCAGUACCUCUUCUCACGACUGUUCUGUAACAUCAGGGUUGAGGCUGCGACGAACGUCCAAGUGCCCAAUCCCGAGACCGGCGUCGAUCUAGCUGGAAAGAAGGGUUUCGCCCGGAGUCUACUCAGUCGGUCUUCAAAUGCCAACGGUGCCAAACCGACAACCCAGGAAAAUAAGUAUAGCAUCGACAGCGGGUACUCGGAUACAGUACCGCCGACGGCGACUUGA
Anthostomella pinea is the source of this 3363-nucleotide messenger RNA. The record is from the annotation of a GenBank genome assembly. Lineage: Eukaryota; Fungi; Ascomycota; Sordariomycetes; Xylariales; Xylariaceae.